CGAACGUGUACCAAUAUUCCCAAAAGGAAGGCUCUCUUAAGCGUUUCUUGCCUAAACUUGUAAAUGGAGUUUACAGAUGUCUUUUAUUCAUUAGAAAACGAAAAACAAUUUUGGAUUGAAGUAGACGAACUCGUUUCAACUGUAUCGAACAAAUUAGAGGUAGAAGUUGCUACCUCUAGGCUUAUUUCUUUCUUUUUAAAAUAUGGAAAGCCGUAUUUAAUUACGGAAAUCCAAUUACAAACGGCCGCUGAGAAACUGAUUCGUAGUCCAUUGUUCAAGUUGGACAAGAAUACAGUGCAAACGAUCAUGUUAGAUUGCUUCUUUUUCAUGGAAGACAUCCAUAUUAUUAAAUUUAUCGUUGUAUUCUUUCUUUUAGAUAUUCGGUUAGAUGACAAGUGUGUGAAGCUACUAAUUGCAAGUGGCUUUUUUGGUGCUCUUGUGCAAGCAAUCAUUCGUUUUAGAGAUCCCUCAGAAAAAGGGAUGUAUAUAUCCUUUCGCUAUGGAUUAUGUUUGAUGUAUCAUUUGUGUCGUUCUCAGCGACUUCCUCUUACUGAUUUGGUGACGGCAGAUGAAUCGUUUUUAAAAGGGCUGCUUGCUACAGCCGAAUUUACUUGGGCGGAAGAAGACGUGGAAAAUUUUUCUAUGUGUAUGCAUCUACUCUUGAGUUUGAACGAGCAAUUUAUGCUCGUCAAGCUUGCCUCUACCGGUGUCGUCGAAAUCCAAAAUGGGGUCAUGAAUUUACUAUCAGCUUCCAAAGUGGAUACAGGUGUUUACAAUGAAGGACUUGUCUUUAUGUUAAACAGAGAAAGAGAUCCUCGAACUAGGAUGCUAAUUUUAAAGCAGCUGUAUCUCUUAUUUACUACUCCGAAAACAUAUGAAAUCUUUUACACUAACGACCUCAACGUACUAAUUGAUGUAUUAAUCCGGGAAAUUAAUGAUAUUCCUAAUGAACUAGCAAAGCUGAGAUAUGCUUAUUUACAAGUAUUGCUCCCUUUAUUACAAAAUACUCAGGUCAGACUCCCCCCUCACUACAAAACUAAACAAAUCAUUCGCGCCAUCCACAAUCUUUUGAUAUCUCAUAGUCAAGGAAUCAACUGUGUGGAUGCUUCUACCGUUGAAGUGUUGAAUCAGAUCUUACAGAUUCCAUGGUUACGUGAGGAAGCAAACAAGCUCACAGUGGCUCCUGUGUAAGUUACUUGUUUGUUCUUUCGUUUUCCUGUUUGCUUUGUUUUCGUCCUCAAAAAUGAUCGUGGGCAUUGAUUUAUUUAUUGUAUGUCACAAAACAGGAUGGAAACUUAUUAUUUCUUUAAGUAACGAUUAAAGAUUUAUAUUCAUGAAAUAGGUAAAUCUAUAUUAUUCCUAGUUGCAUAUAGAGAAGGGGUAGUCUGUGGUACUUCAUCAGAAGACAGGGAAGAGAAGAGAUUGUAUGUAGCAAAUAAUUCCAAAAAGGAGAAAUUAUUUCAUUCAAGCAGAGUUUUGGUUGAAAUUUGAAAAUGAAGGAAGGAAGGAAACUUUCAUUAUAAACGACGGGCACCACUUUCCUCGAGUUUUCGAAUUGCUUCUUGUUGUUUAUGUUGUUGAACACGAAACUUACAGAAAUAAUUUACCCAAGACUGGACGCAAUUGGACUCAAAAUUGUUCUUCUCAGAGUCGCAUACCUGAGACGCCCGUUCACUGUCUUUCAAAGGAUCCAAAAUGUCGUUUUUAUCUAGGCAUUGAAAAUAAAAGUCUCUUGCUUCCCAGCAUUUUUCUCUAGCACUUCGCUUGAAUGAAGAUGUAUUACCAGACAUGAGGAAAAGGGAAAAGAAUAGCAGAAGUGCAAAGUUGAAGUCACAAACAAACCAAAAUUUUUUGAUCAAAAUAUGUUAUAAAAGAGAAAUGAAAUGCAAUGAUAUUUCUAGGAAAAGAUAUUGGAAGCUGGAUCUUUUGAUGUACCAUAUAGAAUUCUGUGGUGGAAGUGCAGUUUAAAGCAUAUGUGAUUAAAAUAAAUAAGGAUAUGCUGCAAACGAAUUUUAAGGGGAGGAUAUGAUAUAAAUUGACAUAAUAGAAUUGCAAUGCUUUUUUUU
Molecule: messenger RNA, 2066 nt
Organism: Schizosaccharomyces cryophilus OY26
Lineage: Eukaryota; Fungi; Ascomycota; Schizosaccharomycetes; Schizosaccharomycetales; Schizosaccharomycetaceae
Product: cytoskeletal protein
Exons: 4
Coding region: 64-1191 (375 amino acids)
Biological process (GO): actin cortical patch localization; endocytosis; actin cortical patch assembly
Cellular component (GO): actin cortical patch
Molecular function (GO): Arp2/3 complex binding
Source: RefSeq, a predicted model, not a curated record